GAUCCAUAUAGACUUGCGAUCACCGGAUGAUAGCUCGAAGCCCAAGUAGUAUUUUUUUUACAGUAGAAACCCUAAUUUGCUCUCGUGCCUCACUCAAGUCCCCGCCAUCCACCAACAAGCCGGUCGCAGAUCUUCGAAGAUGCCGUUCAAGAGGUACGUGGAGAUUGGCAGGGUGGCUCUUGUCAACUACGGGAAAGACUACUGGAAGCUGGUCGUGAUCGUCGAUGUUCUCGAUCAAAACAGGGCUCUUGUUGAUGCCCCUGACAUGGUGAGGAGUCAGUUGAACUUCAAGAGACUAUCACUGACUGAUAUCACGAUUGACAUCAAAAGGGUUCCUAAAAAGAAGACCCUGAUUGAAGCCAUGGAAAAAGCUGAUGUGAAGAACAAAUGGGAAAACAGUUCCUGGGGCAGGAAGCUGAUUGUGCAGAAGAGAAGGGCCUCGCUCAAUGAUUUUGAUAGGUUCAAGAUUAUGUUGGCAAAGAUCAAGAGAGGUGGAAUUAUCAGGCAGGAGCUUGCCAAGCUCAAAAAGGAGGCAGCCUAAAGUUGGUUUUCUUUUGAUUAAUCAAUCCCCAUCUCAAGUUUUAGCUUUUAUUUUUUUUUGCUCUAGUAUUUGGCUUGUGGGUUAUUUGUCGUUUGCUGGUUGCUCCUGAAACAAAUAUUUCUAUUGUUUGGUUUUUUCCCAUUACUGUAACAAGACUUCUCAAGUGGUUGUGCAUCAAAUUAUUGUUAUUAGUAUUAUUUUUCCCAGCUAAAAUGUGAUGGAGAA
This is a messenger RNA of Tripterygium wilfordii, 766 nucleotides long. Its product is annotated as 60S ribosomal protein L14-1-like. Gene Ontology annotation, cellular component: cytosolic large ribosomal subunit; ribosome. Gene Ontology annotation, molecular function: structural constituent of ribosome; RNA binding. Lineage: Eukaryota; Viridiplantae; Streptophyta; Magnoliopsida; Celastrales; Celastraceae. Gene Ontology annotation, biological process: ribosomal large subunit biogenesis; translation. The record is from RefSeq and is a predicted model, not a curated record. The coding region runs from base 140 to 541 and encodes 133 amino acids. The transcript is spliced from 5 exons.